CGGAGGGCUUGGGGGUGUCGGUGGAGGAGGGAGGAAGGAAAUCUGGAACCCAUAAGCUCCACUGAUGUUUGCAUUACCUUGCACGGCUGCAUUGGUCUGUGCCUGGUCCGCCCACGGUCCCCCUCGCCCUAUCAGCAAGAGCCAUUCCCCAAAGUUAUUCGAACGCCCUCCUCUCCGUAGCCCAAAGGAAAAACCAACCGAGCUCCUUGGAGGGCUCCGCAAGGCUUGGGAGGUUUGGGGAGGCUGGAGGGUGGAUGCUCCAGGCUGCACCUCUUGCGUGGGCACCGGCUGCUCUCCAGGCCGCCUCGCCGAUGUGCUGUGGCCGUCGCACCUCGUGAGACCCCGGAGCCCUUUGCCUGCAAGGUGCCCAGAAGAUGAAAGAGGAAAGCAUGUGCCCGGACUCCCCCGAAGGCAGCCUGGUCACCAGCGAGGAGGAGGGCGAGCGGCUGCACAAGAAAUGCCUCCGCAAGCGCGGCCAGGGGGGCAAGGCGGCAGAGGACUGCGGUGCCCCGUCGCCGCAGGGCAAGCGGAGCAAGCGCAGCCCCGUCCCGCAGUCCUUCGACGACGUGCACACGCAGCGCGUGAUCGCCAACGUGCGGGAACGCCAGCGGACCCAGUCACUCAACGACGCCUUUGCGGAGCUGCGGAAGAUCAUCCCGACGCUGCCCUCCGACAAGCUGAGCAAGAUCCAAACCCUCAAGCUGGCCGCCCGCUACAUAGACUUCUUGUACCAGGUCCUGCAGAGCGAUGAGCUGGACCACAAGAUCACCAGCUGCAACUACCUGGCCCACGAGAGGCUCAGCUACGCCUUCUCCGUCUGGAGGAUGGAAGGGGCUUGGUCCAUGUCGGCGUCCCACUGAGCCGGGGUCUUCCGCCUCCGCCUCGAUGGAAGCAAGCAGCAGCUCAGCAGCACCCGGGCACCCAGACCCCGCCACCCCGCUCUCCUCCAGCACCCGAAAAAACCGACAGCAGCCUCCCCGGCGAGCAGGAGAGCGCGAGCCCCGUCCCACCCCGCCAGCCCCCUCGCCCGGGGCUGCUCUGACCCCCUCCAAACCCCGGGGCUGGGGCAGAGGGACCCGAACCGGGACCUGAACCAGGACCCAGGUGGUUUUGCUUGGAACGAGCUUGGUUGGAUGCUGUGUAUGAAACUCUUUUAGGGUGUAAUUUAUUUUUUGACUCGCAGGUAAGAAAUAGUCGAGUUACCUACGCCGGUAGUAGCCGCCCGCUUCCCGAGCCUGCAGGGACGCCGAUGUCCUCGGCUCAGCGGGCUCGGUGCUCCCCGCGCCCCCCCGCCGCCUGCAGCCAGCCCCGCAGCCAGGACGUGCAGGCAGCUGCCUUCUGCCAGGACCAGGCGGGGACAACCCCUCUCGGGGCGAUGGGAAAGGCUCGAGCCGUCCCUCGCUGGCCUGGUGCUCACCGCUUCCUAACGCCUCCCCAGGGACACGAAACCGCAGCCACCAAGGGUUUGGGCCUCUUUCACGCCGCUCUGGAGGCCCGCACCGCGCUGGCACCACGCUCUGUACUGCUGCCUGGCGUGCAGGGUGGGUUUUGGGGGGCUGCUGAGCCCCCCAGUGAACCCCGCGGCUCACGACGCCCUGCGGACGUGCCUCAAAAUCACCCGCCCUGUUCGAAGAACCCAAUUUCUUUGAAAUUAUUGGAAAACGAGGCUGGAGACGCUGAACGCAGCCCUUCCCUCUUCCUCGCGAGGGUGCGAGAGUUUGGGGACCCCUCGGGAGCGGUGCUGCCCUGGGGGGAUUCAGGCUCUUUUGGGGGGAU
Messenger RNA from Phalacrocorax carbo (great cormorant), 1776 nucleotides. NCBI's taxonomy places the organism in Eukaryota, Metazoa, Chordata, Aves, Suliformes, Phalacrocoracidae. The record is from RefSeq and is a predicted model, not a curated record.